AUGUUAUUGAGUAUUUUUAAGUUUGUGAAGGAAAUGAAGGUGUGCAAGUGGCGCCACCUGCGACGGUGUAUCUGUCCCGCUCUUGAGGCGAGGGCGUGUCCCCAGGGCGCCUCCCCCAGUCCGCGGGGACGGACGGGGGCGCCGCGAAGCCCGGGCACUCGGCGCCGCUCUCCCGCGACGCUUAUUCGGUCGGACGAGUUGAACGCGGCGGCGGGCGGGUACACGGGUUCACCGUGGCCGCCGCUGGAACUCGACCCCGUGGGAUGGGGACGAAAGCUAUACCCUUCGGGAGCCCCAAGAUCUUCAGGCGGACUGAUGUUCGGCCUGCACCACCAGGAGGCGGCGGGGGGCAUCCACGCUCAACCCCGAGGGCCUGUCACAUCACUAAAGGAAGAACCCCUCACUCGAGCAUGGAUGACUCCCACCUCACUAGUUGAUAAUACCAAUAGCGUAGGCGUGGGUCGUGCGCACUUCGAGAAGCAGCCACCCAGCAACCUGCGCAAGAGCAACUUCUUCCAUUUCGUGGUCGCACUCUACGAUAGAGCGGGACAGCCAGUGGAAAUUGAACGCACCGCCUUCAUCGGAUUCAUUGAAAAAGAUCAGGAAGUUGAAGGGCAAAAGACGAACAAUGGUAUCCAGUACAGACUUCAAUUACUUUAUGCAAAUGGUAUCCGACAAGAGCAAGACAUAUUCGUUCGUCUUAUCGAUUCGGUGACGAAACAGAGAUUGAAUCCCAUGCGACGGACUAUGCCCACUGCGGCGUCAACCCCAGACAUCCUCGGGGAUUGUCUCAAUUCAAGUAGUGAACUUGAAAAAUGCCCGAGCGUACGGCGCGUAGCGUUCCGCGCGCGCCUCAAAGAGCCAAUAGACCACCACAGACGGGGCCCUAAAGGGCUGAUGUUCAGCCGGGGUUGCGGGCCUAUUGUAUACGAAGGACAAGAUAAAAAUCCAGAAAUGUGCAGGGUUCUACUUACACACGAAGUUAUGUGCAGCCGGUGUUGUGACAAGAAGAGUUGUGGUAAUAGAAACGAAACACCUUCAGAUCCAGUUAUCAUCGACAGGUAA
Molecule: messenger RNA, 1065 nt
Organism: Spodoptera exigua (beet armyworm)
Lineage: Eukaryota; Metazoa; Arthropoda; Insecta; Lepidoptera; Noctuidae
Source: the annotation of a GenBank genome assembly